GAAGUUCUAUGAAGCUCAGCUGGCAAAUUACUCCAGCAUAAGGGACGACUACAUGAAAAAGUAUACAAGUUUCCCUUUGGCAGUUGAGUUGGAGAAGAAGAAACAAGCCUUGGCCGCUGCCCAAAGACAGUUGGAUGAUAUCAUGACAGUAAAGCAAGAUUUGGAAAGCAGGAUUGCAUCGAAGGAAGAUGAAUUGGACAGUAAAAUAAUGACACGAAUUGUAGUCAAGAUUGCCAAGACACAGCUAGCAACUGUUCAGCUGAGAAAAGUCGUCGAUGAGCGACUGGCAGAAAAAGCCAACUUGGCGGAUAAACUAAAGGAAAUACGAACAACCGAACACACAGGACAG
This is a messenger RNA of Candidula unifasciata, 349 nucleotides long. The record is from the annotation of a GenBank genome assembly. Lineage: Eukaryota; Metazoa; Mollusca; Gastropoda; Stylommatophora; Geomitridae.